Musca vetustissima is the source of this 942-nucleotide messenger RNA. RefSeq names its product retinol dehydrogenase 14. Bases 44 to 907 code for a protein of 287 amino acids. The record is from RefSeq and is a predicted model, not a curated record. NCBI's taxonomy places the organism in Eukaryota, Metazoa, Arthropoda, Insecta, Diptera, Muscidae. The transcript has 3 exons.
AAAAAAAAAAUAUAUUAUAUAUAAUUAACAUAAAAAGACAAGAAUGGAAGGUAAAACUGUUAUAAUUACCGGUGCCAACAGUGGUAUUGGCAAAGAAACCGCCCGUGAUUUGGCCAAGCGUGGUGCCCGUAUUAUCAUGGCAUGCAGAAAUCUUGAAACAGCCAAUGCUGUCAGAGAUGAAAUUGCCAAGGAAACAGCCAACAAUAAAUUGAUUGUGAAAAAACUGGAUUUGGGCAGUUUCCAAUCGGUUCGCGACUUUGCCGCUGAUAUCCUAAAGACUGAAAGCAAAAUUGACGUGCUCAUUCACAAUGCCGGUAUGGCUUUGGCUUUCCGUGGACAGACCAGUGUCGAUGGCAUCGAAUUGACCAUGGCCACCAAUCAUUUUGGUCCAUUCCUUUUGACACAUUUAUUGAUUGAUUUGAUCAAGAAGAGUGCCCCAGCACGUAUCGUGAUCGUCGCCUCGGAAUUGUAUCGUUUGGCUUCGGUAAAUGAAAAUAACUUGAACCCCAUCGGCACUUUCCCUGCUGCCUAUUUGUACUAUGUCUCCAAGUACGCCAACAUUUUCUUUGCCCGCGAAUUGUCGAAACGUUUGACCGGCACCGGUGUCACCGUCAACUUCUUACAUCCCGGUAUGAUUGAUUCCGGUAUCUGGCGUAAUGUUCCAUUCCCCUUGAAUUUGCCCAUGAAGGCCAUCACCAAGGGUUUCUUCAAGACCCCUAAAGGUGGCGCGCAAACCUCCAUCUAUUUGGCCACAUCCGAUGAGGUUGCCAAUGUUACUGGCAAAUAUUUCAUGGACUGCAAGGAGGCUACAUUAAGUCCUGCUGCCAUGGAUGUUGAAAAGGGUAUUCGUAUCUGGGAAGAAUCCGUUAAAAUUUGCAAAUUGACUCCUCAAGAUCCUAAGAUUUAAAUUAGUUGUUGUAUCUGCGAAACCUAGUGACUGGU